Myotis brandtii (Brandt's bat) is the source of this 2356-nucleotide messenger RNA. RefSeq names its product solute carrier family 6 (neutral amino acid transporter), member 17 (gene SLC6A17). Gene Ontology annotation, cellular component: synaptic vesicle; plasma membrane. The coding region runs from base 110 to 2356 and encodes 748 amino acids. The transcript has 13 exons. Gene Ontology annotation, biological process: glycine transport; alanine transport; L-leucine transport. NCBI's taxonomy places the organism in Eukaryota, Metazoa, Chordata, Mammalia, Chiroptera, Vespertilionidae. The record is from RefSeq and is a predicted model, not a curated record.
UGCGCAGCGGUCCACAAGGCACAGGUCCCGGAUGAGAAGGUGCUGACAGCAGUCGAGUCCCACCUUCUCUGUGUGCUGGGGAGCAGGGCCUGUGGCCCCAGUGUCACCGAUGCCGAAGAACAGCAAGGUGACCCAGCGUGAGCACAGCAGCGAGCAUGUCACGGAGUCGGUGGCCGACCUGCUGGCCCUCGAGGAGCCAGUGGACUACAAGCAGAGCGUCCUGAACGUGGCGGGCGGGCCAGGUGGCAAGCAGGCGGCGGCGGAGGAGGAGCUGGACGCCGAGGACCGGCCGGCCUGGAACAGCAAGCUGCAGUACAUCCUGGCCCAGAUCGGCUUCUCCGUGGGCCUCGGCAACAUCUGGAGGUUCCCCUACCUGUGCCAGAAAAACGGAGGCGGUGCCUACCUGGUGCCCUACCUGGUGCUGCUGAUCAUCAUCGGGAUCCCGCUCUUCUUCCUGGAGCUCGCCGUGGGCCAGCGCAUCCGCCGGGGCAGCAUCGGCGUGUGGCACUACGUGUGUCCCCGCCUGGGCGGCAUCGGCUUCUCCAGCUGCAUCGUCUGCCUCUUUGUUGGGCUGUAUUAUAAUGUGAUUAUCGGCUGGAGCAUCUUCUACUUCUUCAAGUCCUUCCAGUACCCACUGCCCUGGAGUGAAUGUCCUGUCGUCAGGAAUGGGACCGCGGCAGUGGUGGAGGCGGAGUGUGAAAAGAGCUCGGCCACCACCUACUUCUGGUACCGAGAGGCCUUGGACAUUUCCAACUCCAUCUCGGAGAGUGGGGGCCUCAACUGGAAGAUGACCCUGUGCCUCCUCGUGGCCUGGACCAUUGUGGGCAUGGCCGUCAUCAAGGGCAUCCAGUCCUCGGGGAAGGUGAUGUAUUUCAGCUCCCUCUUCCCCUACGUGGUGCUGGCCUGCUUCCUGGUCCGGGGGCUGCUGCUGCGAGGGGCCGUCGAUGGCAUCCUGCACAUGUUCACGCCCAAGCUGGAUAAGAUGCUGGACCCGCAGGUGUGGCGGGAAGCGGCCACGCAGGUCUUCUUCGCCCUGGGGCUGGGUUUCGGGGGCGUCAUCGCCUUCUCCAGCUACAACAAGCAGGACAACAACUGCCACUUCGACGCCGCCCUGGUGGCCUUGAUCAACUUCUUCACCUCGGUGCUGGCCACCCUCGUGGUGUUUGCUGUGCUGGGCUUCAAGGCCAACAUCAUGAAUGAGAAAUGCGUGGUUGAGAAUGCUGAGAAAAUCCUGGGGUACCUCCACUCCAACGUCCUGAGCCAGGACCUCAUCCCUCCCCACGUCAAUUUCUCCCACCUGACCACCAAGGACUACUCGGAGAUGUACAAGGUCAUCAUGACUGUGAAGGAGGACCAUUUCUCAGCCCUGGGCCUGGACCCCUGCGUGCUGGAGGACGAGCUGAACAAGUCCGUGCAGGGCACAGGCCUGGCCUUCAUCGCCUUCACCGAGGCCAUGACGCACUUCCCCGCCUCCCCGUUCUGGUCCGUCAUGUUCUUCCUGAUGCUCAUCAACCUGGGCCUGGGCAGUAUGAUCGGGACCAUGGCGGGCAUCACCACGCCCAUCAUCGACACCUUCAAGGUGCCCAAGGAGAUGUUCACAGUGGGCUGCUGUGUCUUUGCAUUCUUCGUGGGGCUGUUGUUCGUCCAGCGCUCGGGAAACUACUUUGUCACCAUGUUUGACGACUACUCGGCCACCCUGCCGCUCACCGUCAUCGUCAUCCUCGAGAACAUCGCUGUGGCCUGGAUCUACGGGACCAAGAAGUUCAUGCAGGAGCUGACGGAGAUGCUGGGCUUCCGGCCCUACCGCUUCUAUUUCUACAUGUGGAAGUUCGUGUCUCCCCUGUGCAUGGCUGUGCUCACCACAGCCAGCGUCAUCCAGCUGGCGGUCACGCCCCCAGGUUACAGCGCCUGGAUCAAAGAGGAGGCUGCCGAGCGCUACCUGUAUUUCCCCGACUGGGCCAUGGCGCUCCUGAUCAUCCUCAUCGUCGUGGCGACCCUGCCCAUCCCCGUGGUGUUCGUCCUGAGGCACUUCCACCUGCUGUCCGACGGCUCCAACACCCUGUCCGUGUCCUACAAGAAGGGCCGCAUGAUGAAGGACAUCUCCAACCUGGAGGAGAAUGACGAGACCCGCUUCAUCCUCAGCAAGGUGCCCAGCGAGGCGCCCUCCCCCAUGCCCACCCACCGCUCCUACCUGGGGCCCGGCAGCACGUCGCCCCUGGAGCCCAGCGGCAACCCCAACGGACGCUAUGGGAGCGGCUACCUCCUGGCCAGCACCCCGGAAUCGGACAAUAAAUCUGCAGAGACUGUUGCUUUCCUAGUGCCGGAGGCGCCUCCUGAGCCAGCCGGCACGGCCUGA